AUGUCGUCCCCCGACCCCGACUUCGCGCCGCCGCCGAAGAUGACGAAAGAGCAGCACGCGCGCGCGAUACGCGCGGAUCGAGGCGCGGACGACCCGGAGCGAUCGCUCCUCGACGCGCUGGACGACUACGUCGUCCUGUGCGGCGGCGAACCGCUCGAGGACGGGUGGCGCGUGGACAUGAAGAUGCGCCUCAACGGCGCGUCCGAGGGGACGUACGACGUGUAUUACUUCAACCCCGAGGGCGUGCGGUUCCGAUCGCGCGCGGAGGCGGUCCGACACCUCGGCCUUCGUCCGAUCGCCGCGCCGAAGCACGCGUCCAAGUCGCAGCCCGCGCGCGGCGGGAAGGGCGGCGACCGCGACCGCGUCCCCGCGUUCGCGCCGACGCCGCCGGAGACGCCGGAGACGAUCCCGGACGUGAUGUCGCGCGCGGACGCGGCCGCGAGCGCGGCGACGAGGAAGGAGACGCGAUGCCCGUUCGCCGCCGCGGAGGGCGUCGUCGUCGUGGACCUGGGCGUCGUGGACGCCAGGCGCGGGUACCACGACGCGACGCACGUGUACCCGGUCGGGUACAAGACGGAGUGGAACAACGCGGACGGCAGCGCGACGUUCAUCUCCGAGGUCGUGGACCCGGACGCGGAAGAGGGCGGCGGUACAGCUGGCGGCGGUACAGCUGGCGGCGGAAAGAAAAAACCGAGGGACGCGCCGAAGUUCCGCGUCACGCGCGUCGUGAAACCCCCGUCCUCUAAACCGUCCACCGCCGACGCGGGCGAGCCCACGCCCGCGCCGCCGCUUUCAACGCCGCCGCCGCUCGUCGUCGAGGCGUCGACGCCGCUCAAGGCGUGGGCGAAGAUGGUCAUCGCGUCCAACGCCGGGGAGACGAGACGCAGCGCCGGCACCGCCGAUCGCUUCUGUCUCGACGACGUCGUCGUGUUGCGACAGCUCGAGCGAGACGCGAACACCGCGGCGCGGUGCCCGGGGUACCAGUACGUCGAGCAGCGAGGCGGGUGGGCGGAGGAGGAGAGCCGACGAGAGCGCGUGAAGCUGCACGUGAACAGAGAGCUCCUGCGCGCGCUGAAACACGCCGCGGAGGCGCAGGCGCGUUCUUUUUUCGAUGCAAAAUCACCCACCCACCGCUCAUCGAAAGAGGCUACGGAACGCGCGGCGUCGAAGCGGCCGCCGCUGUCCAAGGAGGCGAGGGACGCGCUCGAGGUUCGCAAGGUGAUGGACCGAAUGGUAUCGCGCGUCGCGGGCGGCGUCGCGGGCGGCGCCAAGCGCGCGCUCGCGGAGGAGGCGCGGCGCGCGGACAAGGCGGAACGCGACGCGAAGCGCGAACGCGAGCGCAGAGAGCGAGAGGCGGCGAAGGAGCGCGAACGCGCCGAGCGGGAGGCGACGCGCGAACGCGAAAAGGCGGAGCGCGAGGCGGCGAGAGAGCGCGAGAAGAAGGAGAAGGAGGAGAAGCGCGAGGCGGCGAGGAUACAGCGCGAGAAGGACAAGGAGAUCGAGGCCGCGGCGAGGGCGGCGGCGAAGGAGCGGUCGGCGGCGGAACGCGAGAAGAAGAGAGAGGAGGACGCCGCCGCCGCGCGCGCGGAGAAGGAAGCGGAAAAGAAGGCGGGGCUGUGGUUGCACGGCGUCGCGCCGCGCAUUCCGGACGACGCGGACGGCGGCGCGGGGCCGUCUACGCCGCCGCCGCUAGCGAGUGAGAUCGCGACGUUCGCGGCGGGGACGGGGACGGGGACGGGGACGGAUCCCGCGUCGCCGCCGCGGCGCGUCGGCGACUUGCUCGAGGUGUGGUCCUUCGUCGAUCGAUUCAAAGACGUCCUCUUCGCCGAGCGCGGGAAAGAGCUCGACGCGACCGGGUCGUCCAAGCGAUCUUGCAAGCGAUCCGGCGGCGACGACCGCGCGCCCGCGGAGGCGGCGCCGCCGACGCCCGCGGCGCUCGCCGCCGCGCUCGUGUCCGGGGACGAAGCGUGCGGCGCCGCGCUCGUGGGCGCGCUCCUCGCGCCGCUUCUCGCGUCGCACGCGGCGACGACGACGGCGGCGCUGCUCGCGGACGCGCUCGCGCUGACCCCUCCCACGGACGCGCAGACCGCGAUUCCCGGAGGCGCGUGGGAAGAGACGCUGCGGCGGUACCUCAGAGGCGCGGCGGCGGCGUGCGAGCUCCCGCCCGAGGCGCACUGGAACAGGUACGCCGCGGACGCGAGCGAGGUGGUGUGCAAGGUGCGUUCUACACACUGGUCCCCAUACGACCGCGUUGGCGUGGUGAACGCCGAUCCUUAA
This is a messenger RNA of Micromonas pusilla CCMP1545, 2277 nucleotides long. RefSeq lists its product as uncharacterized. Gene Ontology annotation, cellular component: nucleus. Gene Ontology annotation, molecular function: DNA binding. Lineage: Eukaryota; Viridiplantae; Chlorophyta; Mamiellophyceae; Mamiellales; Mamiellaceae. The coding region runs from base 1 to 2277 and encodes 758 amino acids. The transcript is spliced from 2 exons. The record is from RefSeq and is a predicted model, not a curated record.